AUGGAAACCCCUCGAUCUCAGACACUGGUUCCUGGCGCCAUCUGGUUUACUAGACUUGUGCCUGUUCUGGGAGUUAUUAUUCUUUGUCGUGUUGUCAGCCAGGAAUACUUUACCAUGCGUACCAACCCUCGGACAAGCUUCAUCGCGGCCAUUGCUGCUUCUCUUGCACGGCAUGGAAAUGCAGCUGGGAAUGUGGAUCUUGGCUGGUAUCCGCCGAAUGCUACGGAAAUCAAUGACUUGACGAAAGUCAUUGGAGGGGAUGGCGUGUAUGGAUUCAUAUACAACAGCUCUACCACUCCUGCCAGCGAGUAUGGGACGUACAAUUGGUGUAACAUGCCGCAUGUGCGGGCGACGGAGUACAAGAAACCAUCCUCGGAAUACAAACUACAAUACGUCGAAGUGAUCCAAAGACACCACAAGCGAACGGUCUAUGCCUCGAACUCCUUCCCAGUUGAAUCAUAUGGUUGGAAUUGUGACGAUGAAGGGCUGUUCUACUAUGGCGAACCAAAGAAUGGGAAGAAAGCCGCACAUGCAUACUGGCAGGGCUUCCUUUCACCACAGAAUCCGUUCAUUCCAACUGGUUUUCUCGGAAGCUGCCAAUUCCCUCAGAUCACCAAAGAAGGACUUGAUGAUUCAUGGCAGCAUGGGAAGGACCUAUAUGAAGUGUAUCAUGACCUGCUGGGCUUUCUGCCAGCCACUGCAAACGAGAAGGUCACUUUCAGGGUUACCCAGAACGUGAUUACCAGUGAGGUUGCUGGCAUGGUCGUGAAUGGGAUGUUUGGUAUUGAGGACGACUAUCCAUUACUUAUAAACCCUAGCGGAUACGACUCUCUUGAACCGACUUACUCCUGCCCCACAGCUUCGAGCCUUUUCAAUGCAAUCAAGUCAGGUGCGAAUUGGACCAAUCAUCUGACAGCUGCUGCUGGAAUCUACUCUACCUUGGACAAUAUUUCUGGAGUACCCACCACAGACUCAGGAUUUCAUGCGAGUUUCGACCAUUACUAUGACAAUUUGUCCGCACGCCAGUGUCACGCGAAGCCUUUGCCAUGCAAGCUCGUCAAUGGAGUCAACUCGACCAUUUGCGUGGACCAAGAUCUUGCUGAUGAUGUCUACCGUCUGGGCCAUUAUGAGUACUCAUACAUCUAUCGUGGUGACCCUCGAAGUCUGGCAGCAAGCUACACCAGCCAAGGCGUCUGGGUUGGAGAGCUCACGGCUCACAUUCGGGAUUUCAUAAGUGGUGCUAGCAAUGUUAUCUAUCGACACAAUGUCGCACACGAUGGAUCGAUGUCGAGAGUUCUCUCCCUCUUGCAACUCGAUGUUAUGGUCUGGCCCGGCAUGGGAUCCGAGGUCGUCUUUGAGCUCUACAAGAAGGAUGCGUCAGUAACCCCAACAUCCGCUACAGCUACACCAACUGCAGCACCAAACUGCAACCACGAUAAUUGCCUUCGACAAUUCAUUAAGGAAUCCUCCAAAGUCUCUGCUUUCUGCCCUACUUUCACUGCAUCUUCAGCAACCGCCGCACUACCAACAUUCGUCUCCAAUUGCGGCGGCCUGGCAUCACGAGUCUCAUCUGCCUGUUCAUGUAUCGUGACACCAACUUCUUCAACCUCCGUGCCAGCUGCUACACCAUCAGCCCCGGCUAGUGGAAGUGGGUACUAUGUCCGUGUGCUGUGGAAGGGCCAGCCGUUGAGGAGUUCCAACCCGAGUCUGGGUUUGAUGGACAUGGUUCCGCUUGAGACCGUGCUGGGUUAUUUUGAUGGGUUGGUGGGUGUUGGUGCCAGUCUGGUGAAGGGCAAGUGCAAUGGGACGAUCCCAGUUUAG
Cadophora gregata is the source of this 1821-nucleotide messenger RNA. RefSeq lists its product as uncharacterized. Bases 1 to 1821 code for a protein of 606 amino acids. The transcript is spliced from 2 exons. Gene Ontology annotation, molecular function: phosphatase activity. NCBI's taxonomy places the organism in Eukaryota, Fungi, Ascomycota, Leotiomycetes, Helotiales, Ploettnerulaceae. Gene Ontology annotation, biological process: dephosphorylation. The record is from RefSeq and is a predicted model, not a curated record.